CAAUUGAUGCUAGACUUUUGCGCUAAUAGUAUUUUGGGUUAAAUAUACAAACCCCCCCCCUGUAAUGUUAGCGAGUUUUUAUUUUAGCCCCUUUUAAAGUUUUUUUUUUCAUCACCCCCUUAACUUGCAAAGAUUCCACGCCAAAACACCCCUCAAUGCCACUUGUUAAAUCAGAUUUAUUAAAAUUAAAUUAAAAUGUCCAUGUUGCUGUAACAUGUUACAUACGUGGCAAUAUUAGUAAAAUAUACAUGCCACACUGUUGUAAAGAGUUAAUAAAGUCAUUUGGCUUUACCCCCUUCUAAAAAUUAGGUUUAGUAACGUUUUCAGACAUUCCCAAGUUAGCAACAACAGUGACGACGGGGACGGCGUAGAAAGGUUUGGUGGACGACGGCGCAAUGUCAGAGGAUAUGCAACACUUCAACGUUACUUUCCACCACGGGGGUGAGUUUAUUAGGGUAAACAGAGAUGAGAUAAUCUAUAGAGGGGGGUAGAUUCUACUAUUUCUGGGUUACACAUAGAAUCAUGGACCAUGGAAAUUGUCGAGAACCUAGUGAAUAAGUGGGGGUACAAGAAAGGGAGCUAUAGGGUAUGGGCGAAGAUAUUGGAAAUAGAUGAGGGUUAUAUUCCGAUUAGAAAGGAUGAUGAUGCAUAUGACUUUGCUUCUUAUUUUUGUGCAAAUGGUACUGAGGGAGACUUAUAUCUGGAACAUGAUGCUGAAAACAUAGAACUUUAUGUGAGGGAACCUACUUGUGUUAAUGGAGUCACUGAUGUAGAUGACUUAGGAGAUGAAGUGGUUGAGGGAUUGGAUGAUAGUGAGGACGACAGAGCCACUGCCUUGUUAGAUGGAUUUGAGGGUAUUGAUGUAACUUUGCCACUAAGGGAAGAGGGGGUAGUUGAUGGAUUGUUGACUAGGCCCAAUAAGAAAUGUGAAGAAGAUGCAUAUGUUAGUGAUUCUCUGUGUCACCUAUAAAUGGCCAAGACAUGUGGCCAGAACCUGAGAUUGAAGACAUGCUACCACUAGCUUACAAACAAGGGCCUGGUAGACCUAGAAAGGUGAGGAUUCGAGAAAGUGGUGAAGAGGGUGCUAGGAAAAGAAGGACUGGGGUUGCAUACAAAUGUACAAAAUGUGACCAGUUUGGUCAUAAUGCUUUGACAUGUAAGAGCCCCACACAGGACCCUGUUGCACUCAAAAGAAAGAGAAAGGUCAAAGCUAAAGUGACUGAGGUUGUACAUGAUGUUGUGCCAAAUGAGGAGCAAAAUAAUGUGGAGACUGAGGUUGUUCAGAAUGAUGAUCAGGAUGCUGUGCAAAAUGAUGUAGAGCCUGAGAAUGUUCAUGAUGCUGUGCCAAAUGAUGUGGAGAGUCAGACCCAGUCAUGUGUUGUAGACACUAGUCAACCACAGCCCAAGAAAAAGAAGACAAUCAAACCUCACCAUGGUUUAAAGAUAAGGAGGAGUGAAAGAGUCAAAUUAAGUUGGUUCAAGAAACCAAUUACUGGUCCAGGUUCAUCUGAGCAACCAAUCACAAUUAUAGACCUUGCAGAGACAUCAUCAAACCUUGGAGUGUCAACUAGGUCUUUGAAGAAAUGGAAGAACCAAAAGAGCAGUUGAUUAUUUUGUGUAUUUUGUAGCAAUUGACAUUAAGUUAACUUGUAAUGGUCUAGUAAUGGUACUAUGUGUUAUGGUAUUUAGUGUGAUGGUAUUUUAUUUUGUGGCCAUUUGUAAUGGUAUUUUGGGUGAUGAUCUACAUGACUUUUAGGGUAAUGACCUAUAACAUUUGUAAUGGUUUUUUGGAUCAAUUUCCUCAAAUGUUAUCUAAUCUCGUAAUUACUUCA
Messenger RNA from Vicia villosa (hairy vetch), 1832 nucleotides. RefSeq lists its product as uncharacterized. The transcript is spliced from 3 exons. The record is from RefSeq and is a predicted model, not a curated record. NCBI's taxonomy places the organism in Eukaryota, Viridiplantae, Streptophyta, Magnoliopsida, Fabales, Fabaceae. The coding region runs from base 982 to 1608 and encodes 208 amino acids.